Molecule: messenger RNA, 1422 nt
Organism: Budorcas taxicolor (takin)
Lineage: Eukaryota; Metazoa; Chordata; Mammalia; Artiodactyla; Bovidae
Gene: HS6ST3
Product: heparan sulfate 6-O-sulfotransferase 3
Exons: 2
Coding region: 1-1422 (473 amino acids)
Cellular component (GO): membrane
Molecular function (GO): heparan sulfate 6-sulfotransferase activity
Source: RefSeq, a predicted model, not a curated record
AUGGAUGAAAGGUUCAACAAGUGGCUGCUGACGCCGGUGCUCACUCUCCUCUUCGUGGUCAUCAUGUACCAGUACGUGUCCCCCUCCUGCUCCAGCUCCUGCGCCAACUUCGGGGAGCAGCCCCGCGCCGGAGAAGCCGGCCCGCCGGCCGCCCCGAGUCCCGCCCGCCGGGCACAGGCGCCGCCCGAGGACUGGGAGCGGCGGCCCCAGCUGCCCCCGCCACCCCGGGGGCAGCCCGAGGGGUCUCGGGGGGCCGCGGCGCCGGAGGACGAGGACGAGGAGCCGGGGGACCCCGAGGACGAGGAGGCGGAGGCGGAGGAGGAGGAAGAGGAACCGGAUCCCGAGGCCCCCGAGAACGGCUCCCUGCCCCGGUUCGUGCCGCGCUUCAACUUCACCCCGAAGGACCUGACCCGCUUCGUGGAUUUCAACAUCAAGGGGCGCGACGUGAUCGUCUUCCUGCACAUCCAGAAGACCGGGGGCACCACGUUCGGCCGGCACCUGGUGAAGAACAUCCGGCUGGAGCAGCCGUGCAGCUGCAAAGCCGGCCAGAAGAAGUGCACCUGCCACCGGCCCGGCAAGAAGGAGACGUGGCUCUUCUCCCGCUUCUCCACCGGCUGGAGCUGCGGGCUGCAUGCCGACUGGACGGAGCUCACCAACUGUGUGCCGGCCAUCAUGGAGAAGAAAGACUGUCCCCGCAACCACAGCCACACCAGGAAUUUCUAUUACAUCACCAUGUUGCGGGAUCCAGUGUCCCGAUACCUGAGCGAGUGGAAACACGUCCAGAGAGGGGCCACGUGGAAAACCUCCCUCCACAUGUGCGACGGGAGGAGCCCCACCCCAGACGAGCUGCCUACCUGCUACCCGGGGGACGACUGGUCUGGGGUCAGCCUGCGGGAGUUCAUGGACUGCACCUACAACCUGGCCAACAACCGCCAGGUGCGCAUGCUGGCCGACCUCAGCCUGGUGGGCUGCUACAACUUGACUUUCAUGAACGAGAGCGAGAGGAACGCGAUCUUGCUGCAGAGCGCCAAGAGCAACCUCAAGAACAUGGCGUUCUUCGGCCUCACGGAGUUCCAGCGCAAGACGCAGUUUCUCUUUGAGAGGACAUUCAACCUCAAGUUCAUUUCCCCCUUCACGCAGUUCAACAUCACGCGGGCUUCCAACGUGGAGAUCAACGAGGGCGCCCGCCGGCGCAUCGAGGAGCUCAACUUCCUCGACGUGCAGCUCUACGAGUACGCCAAGGAUCUCUUCCAGCAGCGCUAUCACCGCACCAAGCAGCUGGAGCGCCAGAGGGACCGGCAGAGGAGACGCGGGGAGCGCAGGCUACAGCGAGAUCACAGGGGCCACCGCCGGCCCAAACAGGAGGGGAACCCCGAGGGGGCCGUCACGGAGGACUACAACAGCCAGGUGGUGAGAUGGUGA